AUGACGCUGCCCCCAGAUGAAGAAGGAGGAGAGCGCCUUCGGAAACAGUCCAUGCAUCUUCCCUUUACCUUUGCUACAGGACAGGCACUCAGCAAAGGGAAAUCCAGCAGGUCCAGGAAGGCCUCCCAGAGGCAUGGAGGGCACUCCCAGAAGGAUGCUGUUAACCCCAGUUCUCUGCUGGGUGCCAUGAUGCAACAGGACAAGGCGGUUUAUGUCUCCCACCCAGCUCCUGCACCUAACCACUCCUUCAGCAGCAGUUUUGAGGACCACCUCGAGGAUGUGUCCUUGCUGGAUGCAGGAAGAGAUGCUGGGAGUAUGAGCAUUGCUCCAGUUCCUUUGAAGGGGGCCAGCCUCAAAGAGGGGCUUGUGGAUUUGCAGCAGGACUGCCCUGUCUUGGCCACUUUGGACUCGCUCUCAAUUAUAGGUGAUGAGAGCUGUUCCAACAAUGAGCUCUUCAGUGCACUGGAGGGCCUGGGGUUGAAUGCUGAGGACCUGGAGCUCCUACUGCUGGAUGAGAAAAUGGUGUUGGUCAACAGGGACUCUGAGCACAGCCCAUCCCUGAACAACUGCUUUGCCAGCAACGAGAUUCUCUCCUACAUUCACGCCACUCUGGUGAGCAGGUACGAAGUGGGACAACAGGUCUAUCCCCUGCCAGGCACGUCCCUGAGCCCACAGGGAGGGACUGCCACCUACCAGGCCCACAUGGAGGACAAGGACUCACAGUUCCUGCCCCAGCCUGUGAUGCAGCCCAGCGUGGCCCCAGGCCAGCCCCCUGCUCCCCUCUGGGAGCAACCAGUGCCAGCUGAGGAGGAGGAAGAGCCAUCUGAUGGCUUGCAGUGGAAGCCAGCUGGGGAGGAAGGUCUGCUCCGCUUCUUCCAGCCAGCACAGGGCACCUCAUGGGACAAAGCACCCACUUCACCCCCAGGAGUCUCCUGCCCACAGGAGCCACCUGGGACUCAGCAGCUGGAGGGUGACUUCACCACUGUGGGUCCCACCCAAGAAAAUCCCUGCCACUCCUUCUCCCUGCCCAGCCAGGGUCGGCUUAUUCCCAAGAAGCAGCCCAGCCCUGCUCCCUCCACCUCCCAGCACCCUUUUCCAGGCUCAUCUGCAGAGCAUUUUGGGAACGUUGUCAGCCCCUUGGAGACUCCUGGGAACUCCUAUGGGACAUACACCCUGAGCCAGGAGAGCAGGCACAAGUCUGACAGUGGCUGUGUUUUGCCCAGCACUCCUGUGAGACCCCCUGGAGACCACCCAGUGCUGGCGGGGAGCCUGGUUCCUCCUUGCCAGCUCCAUCCCCAGGAAGAAGUGCUGCCAGAUGACCCUCAUGCCUCCAGCAGGGACUGCUGCCUCUAG
Messenger RNA from Chaetura pelagica (chimney swift), 1353 nucleotides. Its product is annotated as aryl hydrocarbon receptor-like. The record is from RefSeq and is a predicted model, not a curated record. The transcript is spliced from 5 exons. The coding region runs from base 1 to 1353 and encodes 450 amino acids. NCBI's taxonomy places the organism in Eukaryota, Metazoa, Chordata, Aves, Apodiformes, Apodidae.